This is a messenger RNA of Sturnus vulgaris (Common starling), 558 nucleotides long. The record is from RefSeq and is a predicted model, not a curated record. NCBI's taxonomy places the organism in Eukaryota, Metazoa, Chordata, Aves, Passeriformes, Sturnidae.
AUGGUGGAGAAGGAUGAAUCGAGCCCCGGCGGCAUCAGCGAGGAGGAGGCGGCUCAGUACGACCGGCAGAUCCGGCUCUGGGGGCUCGAGGCCCAGAAAAGGUUACGAGCGUCUCGGGUGCUGCUGGUGGGGCUGCGUGGGCUCGGGGCCGAGGUGGCCAAAAAUCUCAUCCUGGCUGGGGUCAGGGGUCUCACCCUGCUGGACCAUCAACAGGUGAGGGGACACACCUGGGGACACACCUGGGACACACCUCGGGGUUUCCUCCUUCAGGAACAGCCCCAAAAUCUGGGACCCCCAAAACCCACCUCUAACACCCCAAAAUUCCCUCUCCAGGUGUGCCUCACCUGCUGCUCCAGGGAAUCCAUGGUGAGGAUCAACCAAAUCUGUCACAAAAACGGCAUCAAAUUUUUCACCGGGGACGUUUUUGGUUACCAUGGUUACAUGUUUGCUGACCUGGGCGACCACGAGUUCGUGGAGGAGAAGCCCAAGGUGGCCAAGGCGAGCCCAGGGCUGGAGGAUGGACCCGAGGCCAAACGGGCCCGGCUGGACCCAGCUGAG